Larimichthys crocea (large yellow croaker) is the source of this 1698-nucleotide messenger RNA. Its product is annotated as phosphatidylinositol transfer protein beta isoform-like. Lineage: Eukaryota; Metazoa; Chordata; Actinopteri; Sciaenidae. Gene Ontology annotation, biological process: phospholipid transport. The record is from RefSeq and is a predicted model, not a curated record. The transcript has 12 exons. Bases 138 to 950 code for a protein of 270 amino acids. Gene Ontology annotation, cellular component: cytoplasm. Gene Ontology annotation, molecular function: phosphatidylcholine intramembrane carrier activity; phosphatidylinositol transfer activity; phosphatidylinositol binding.
CACCCACGAGCGGCAUCAUCCAGGAAGAAAAAGCUCGUGCAAAGCGUCUCGCGCUGAGUGACUGACCUGUGUGUGUUGUUUGAAGGGGCUUUUCCACCGGUUCAUGCUGCUGCUGCUCGGACGGAGACACGGUCAACAUGCUCAUUAAAGAAUACCGAGUUGUCCUGCCCAUUUCAGUGGAGGAGUACCAAGUGGGUCAGCUGUAUGCAGUGGCAGAGGCCAGUAAGAAUGAGACGGGUGGAGGAGAAGGUGUGGAGGUGAAAGAGAACAGGCCCUAUGAGGAGAACGGAGAGAAGGGACAGUACACCCACAAGAUCUACCACUUGCAGAGUAAAGUUCCCGGUUUUAUUCGUAUGGUAGCUCCCAAGGGUUCUCUCACGGUUCACGAGAAGGCCUGGAAUGCAUAUCCUUACUGUCGAACCAUCAUUACGAAUGAAUACAUGAAAGACAAGUUCGAAAUUAAGAUUGAGACGUGGCAUAAGCCUGACAUGGGCGAUCAGGAGAAUGUACAUGGACUGGAUAAUAGCACGUGGGAAAAUACUGAAAUAGUUAACAUUGACAUUGCUGACAGAAGUUGCAUAAGUACAAAGGACUACAACCCAGAACAUGACCCAGCCAUCUUUAAGUCCGAGAAGACGGGUAGAGGACCUCUGGGACCAGAGUGGAAGAAAGAACUCGCUAACAACCCAAACUGUCCACACAUGUGUGCCUAUAAGCUAGUCACUGUUGAAUUCAGGAAGCUGGGACUGCAGACUCAGGUGGAAGCCCUCAUUCACAGGGUGGAGAAACGUUUGUUCACCAACUUCCACAGACAGCUGUUCUGCUGGAUGGACAAAUGGAUCGAGCUGUCGAUGGACGACAUUCGACGCAUGGAGGACGAGACGCAGAAGGAGCUGGAUGAGAUGAGGAAGAAUGAAGAACGUAAAGGCCUGUCAGUGGAUGACCAGUGAUGGCAGCUGAUUGACUCACCCGAUCACUCUCUGAUACAGGAGGAUUUGACUUCAUUCAGCAGGCGUACACUCAUCUCCUUGGACACUGGACCUAAAAUGGCUUGAUAGGCAUAAUCAGGAACGUCACACUUCCAUUGUGAUAAAAAUCUGCUCUUAAUAAGAGCUCACUGAAGCAAGUGUGUGUAUUUAUGUAGGCUACUACGUUAGAAUACUAGUUAGGUAAUCAGUUUUGAAGGGUUCAUGCUUAUGUCUGUUCGGUCCUCUUCUCUGUUAAAACAUCAGGGAAAAGAGGUGGGUUGUCUCUGAGGAAACAUUUCUGCUGACUGUUGUCCUUUUUAAUGACCGUUAUUUGGGUUUUGUUCUUUUUCUUGAUUUUGGAUUCAUUGUUUAGUCAGCAGAUGUGUCUACAUCUGCAGAAGCUUCGGAGUUACUAGGAUGUUGAAAUGUUUUUUUUUGUUUGUUUGUUUUUUUAAUGAUUAUAUAAAUUAACUCAUCCACCCUGCUCUGCUUCGGAUUUACAGACACCAGCUGUGGUUUUGUCAUUAUAGCCUUGGGUCGAGGUUUUGAGUGUUGGUGAUGAUAAUAUGUAAAAAAAAAAAAAAGAAAGCUGAACUUGAGCAGAUUUAAAAAUGAAAUGACACAAGAAGUCCUCCAACAGUUUGGUCUAUAUGAAUGAAUAAAAUAACCUGGAUUCAAUGUUAUGACUUAUAUAAUUGUGUAGUAUAUUAAAACAGUUAUUUGUUCUUUG